Danaus chrysippus (African queen) is the source of this 1107-nucleotide messenger RNA. The record is from the annotation of a GenBank genome assembly. NCBI's taxonomy places the organism in Eukaryota, Metazoa, Arthropoda, Insecta, Lepidoptera, Nymphalidae.
AUGACAUUAGAGCGGCUUUUCCUCGCUUUUUACGCUUUCCCGCUCGCAUCUUGUAGGAAGCCAGGAAAAGAAACGCCCUGUCAAAGACGUCACAGUGUUGCCAUUACAAAAAACAAUGAUUAUUACCAAAAACUACUAAAGGGCUGUUUCUUUCCCUCGCUUUCAGGUGUGCGGACUUCCACGGAAAUUGUAACGAGGCAUUACAUCGACCUGGAUAACGGUAUACCUUUAAACAUUCACGCGAGACCGAGACUUAUAGGCAGGCGACCGAACGCCAUAGUUAAUAUAGAGACUGACGUUUUUCAAGAGAAGUCUUAUAAGCAAUACUCAUCACAACAUUUAAGAGAUGCUCUCAUAGCUGUUAAGAAAGGCUACAGCGUGUACGCGGCGUCGAAUAAAUACGGUGUGCCCAGAAAAACAUUGAGGAACUGGAUGGCGAAGUAUGAUAUAAAGAGUCAGUUCUCAAAAGGCAGGAGAGGUACCAGGACCAAUCAAAUCUUAGACCCAUUGGAUUUAAUGGAAGAAACGAGAUCUGAAAGAUUUGAGGAAUACGCGAUAGCUAACGUACAGUGUCAGUACGAGGACGAGACGACGACGACACGAGCACCUCACGACCACAACUACGACUCGAGAGACGAGCCGCCCGCCUUCAUCAUACACCAGAUACCGGCGUCAUCUACCCAGGGUCCGUUCGUGGAGGUCCGUCCCAGUCUUGUGACCCUUGCCCCAGAUUGUUUGCCCGCUGUCAACGUAAUACACAUAGGAGAAAGGACACAGCCAAUAGCCAGUCAGCCUCUAGGCGCGGAGUGUAUGAGUAAGAGGGUCCGCCGUAGUGAGGUGGUGCUGCGUCAGGCGGCCGACUGUGUGUCACGAGGGUCUACCUUCCAGACGGUCUCUGAACAGUUUAAUAUACCUAUAUCGACGAUACGCUUCUUCAUGGCUCGCAAGGGGAUCCUGCCUCGGCGGCGGAGAGGGCGGAGUACGCAAGUCACUAGGACAGGUCGUUGUAGUAGCCCUGAAGAGCCACCCUUCGCGAUGCAACACUUCAAGCUACCGGAAAUGUUAGCACUCAAUGACACGUUAAAAGCUGAUGAGGAUGCUACCUAG